Cuculus canorus (common cuckoo) is the source of this 944-nucleotide messenger RNA. RefSeq names its product nucleic acid binding protein 2 (gene NABP2). The transcript is spliced from 7 exons. Lineage: Eukaryota; Metazoa; Chordata; Aves; Cuculiformes; Cuculidae. Bases 82 to 690 code for a protein of 202 amino acids. The record is from RefSeq and is a predicted model, not a curated record. Gene Ontology annotation, cellular component: SOSS complex. Gene Ontology annotation, molecular function: DNA binding. Gene Ontology annotation, biological process: double-strand break repair via homologous recombination; response to ionizing radiation; mitotic cell cycle checkpoint signaling.
GAUUGGCUGGUGGCGCCGGCGGCAGGUGGCACUUCCGGGAGCGCCCGCGGCCGCGGCGCUCGGGCAGGCCCCUCCGGCACCAUGAGCGCCGAGACGCUGGUGAAGGACGUGAAACCGGGGCUGAAGAACCUCAAUCUCAUCUUCAUUGUCCUGGAGACCGGCCGGGUAACGAAGACGAAGGAUGGGCACGAGGUACGGACGUGCAAGGUGGCCGACAAGACCGGGAGCAUCAACAUCUCGGUGUGGGACGACGUGGGGAACCUCAUCCAGCCGGGGGACAUCAUCCGCCUCACCAAAGGCUACGCCUCCGUCUUCAAGGGCUGCCUGACGCUCUACACCGGCCGUGGGGGGGACCUGCAGAAGAUCGGGGAGUUCUGCAUGGUUUAUUCUGAGGUGCCCAACUUCAGCGAGCCCAACCCCGAGUACGUGGCGCAGCAGGCGCAGAGCAAAGGGGCCCAGAACGAGAGCGCAAAUCCAGCCACAUCGCAGACCCCCCCGGGGCCCCCCGCAGCACCCACAGCCCCCGACAGCCAGAACGGGAACGGGCUGAGCACGGGGGGCCCCACGCACCCCCCCGCCGCCGCGCACCCCCCGAGCGGCCGCAUCACACGCAGCCAGCCCGGCCACCCGGGCCCCCCCGCCGGCCCCGUCAGCAACGGCAAGGAGACACGUAGGAGCAGCAAGAGAUAACGGCCGGGACCCCCCCGCGGCCCCGCCACCGGCUGGGGGGGGCUCCCUGCUGCCCAAGCAGCCCCCCGGGGCCGCCAUGGAGCGCGGGGGCCACCUGGGCCCCCCCACAUUGCGCUGGCUGGCCUCGGGGGUCCCGGGCAGGAUGGGGCUGAGCCGCAUGGCUGCUGCUCCCGGGGUGGGGGGGUCCGCAGCCCCCCCAGCCCCCCCACAUGGCGGCUGGACCCCGUCGGGGUGGGUGUUAAUAAAGGUGUUCC